AUGGCUGUGUCUCGUGGAGUGGUAGGAAGGUCGUCGUUGAAUCCGAAUGCCCCACUCUUUGUUCCGAUGCUGUUUCAGCAGGUUGAAGAUUUCUCCCCCGAAUGGUGGGAGUUGGUGCAGACGACUCCAUGGUUCCGUGAUCACUGGUUCCAUCAGUACCAGGAGCAAGAGAUGUUUGACGGCGAGGACUCAUUCGACUUUGGGUUGACUGAACUUCCCGAGGUGCUCGAUAUAGAUUUGGAUGGAGCCGGUUUCAGUGAACAUGUUGAGAUGGACAAGACUAUUUCUGGAGCUACAAAGAAGCACGAUAAGCACCUGUUCCCCAAAGAGUUUGAGACUGAUACCUUGAAGGCAUUAAUGUUGAACCUGAGCUCCAAAUCUCCGAAAAACGGUGCGAGGCCUCUGUCGGUUCUGGACAAGCACCGCGAAAAGCCGGUGCAGUGCGUGAGCCCAAAGUUUGGCCCUCGCCGCAUCAUUCACCAGCCUCGCUGA
This is a messenger RNA of Zingiber officinale, 492 nucleotides long. Its product is annotated as protein EARLY RESPONSIVE TO DEHYDRATION 15-like. The record is from RefSeq and is a predicted model, not a curated record. The coding region runs from base 1 to 492 and encodes 163 amino acids. Lineage: Eukaryota; Viridiplantae; Streptophyta; Magnoliopsida; Zingiberales; Zingiberaceae. The transcript is spliced from 2 exons.